CUGUUUUUUCUCUUCAGUUUCCACACUCACACACUACCAUUGAAGGCAACUAUGCAUUACACAUAUUAAGCUUCUUCUUUCUUUGUAAUGCUUAUUCAUUCACAAAAACCAUCACACAAAAACCCUCUUUCCAAUUCCAUAACCUCCUCAUUCACCAAGCUUCACUUUUUUGUUCUCAAUCUUUCACUUCCCCAGAGAGAUUGAGAUGCCACAAGAGAGUUGCCAAAACUCAUUUUUCACAUCUCCUUCAAAGAGAGGAUUGAAGGGUUUAGUGGUCACCACCAUGAACAAGGAGGCUUCAUGCACUGUCACAGAGGAAGGUUUCAAUGAUAAUGAAUUGGCACAGAGGAAGGCAGAGGAAGCAGCUUGGAGAAGAUACAAAGCAACAGAAUGGCUACGCCAAAUGGACAAUGUUGCCUCAUUAUCACUCACUGAAACACCCUCGGAAGAAGACUUUUGCCUUGCUCUACGCAAUGGUCUUAUUCUCUGCAAUGUCCUCAACAAAGUCAACCCCGGUGCUGUUCUCAAGGUGGUGGAGAAUCCUGGGCUUGCUGUUCAAUGUGCAGAGGGGGCGGCCCACUCAGCAAUUCAGUAUUUUGAAAACAUGAGGAAUUUCUUAGAGGCUGUUAAGGAGAUGCAGCUUCUCACAUUUGAAGCAUCUGAUUUGGAGAAG
Molecule: messenger RNA, 673 nt
Organism: Vigna umbellata (rice bean)
Lineage: Eukaryota; Viridiplantae; Streptophyta; Magnoliopsida; Fabales; Fabaceae
Source: RefSeq, a predicted model, not a curated record